AAAAUAAAAAAACUAAAAAAAAGAAGAGAAAAAGAAAUCUAAAAAAAAAAAAAAAGCAAUGUUGACUCGACCCAUGUCUAUCCUUUUGGACAUACUGUGGCCUUUAGGGAGAUACUCGAUUUUCUGUGACCUCUAGUGUUCUGUGCCUUUUCUUGGUGACUCUCACUGUCCAUCUUUCAUAGUUUCCCCUUCUUAUGAAGAAUAAAUGAGCAUAUGAUGGAUAUAGAUGAUCCUUAUAAGCAGCUUCAUUAUUUUCCUGAAUUUCGAAAUUCAAACACAUUGUUUAACAACUCUUUUAAAGUUGGUUUUGAAAUAGAGGGCAUGAUCUUUCCAAAACAAAGAUCAUAAGCCUUUUUUUAUCUAGUAAAUGAAAAAUAGAAUUUGGAGCCAACACAGUUUAUUAAUUAUUACUCUUUUGAGUAAAUCAUUAGCACUGAUUUUUAACUUUACUUGUAAACAUAUAAAUACACGUGUCCACUGAACCAGGUCUUGUGCCUCUUAGAAGCUCUAUUAGAGGAUCUCAGCUCUCCUGGAAGAGCUCAGAGUCUCAGCAGCUGGAUUCCCUGGACCCUGCUUCUCCAUGGCUCUUGCAGGUUCUCCAGCCUCCCUUCCCCUGUGUGUGUGUCUGCUGCUGGCCUCUGACUUUGUCCAGGCAGGCAGACUGCUGGUGGUCCCCAUGGAUGGGAGCCACUGGCUCACCAUGAAGAUGGUUGUGGAAAAGCUUGUCAACAAAGGACAUGAGGUGGUGGUAGUGGUGCCAGAGGUGAGUUGGCAACUGGGAAAAUCCAUGAAUUUGACAGUGAAGACGUACUCAAUUUCUCACACCCUAGAGGAUUUAAACCGCGAGUUCAAGUAUUUUUCUGACACUCAAUGGAAAACUCCAGAACAGAGUAUGCUUUCUUUAAUGACAGGCACAGCCAAAGGUUUCUUUGAAAUAAUAUUUUCACACUGUAGGGAUUUGUUUAACGACAAGAAGUUAGUGGAGCACUUGAGGCAGAGUUCUUUUGAUGCUGUGUUUCUGGAUCCUUUCGAUGUGUGCGGCUUAACUGUAGCCAAGUAUUUGUCACUCCCUUCAGUGAUCUUUGCAAGAGGCGUGUUUUGUCACUAUAUUGAAGAGGGUGCAAAGUGUCCCAGCCCCCUCUCUUAUGUUCCCAGAAUUCUCUUGAAAUUCACAGACACCAUGACUUUCACGGAGAGAGUCUGGAACCACAUAUCCUACAUGCUGGAACAUGCAAUUUGCCCCUAUUUUUUCAAAACUGCUUCAGAAAUUGCCUCUGAAGUUCUCCAGACCCCAGUGACUAUGGAGGACCUCUUCAACCAAGUGUCCAUUUGGUUGUUACGAACAGACUUUGUGCUGGAUUUCCCCAAACCUGUGAUGCCAAACAUGGUCUUCGUUGGUGGGAUGAACUGCCAGCAGAGAAAGCCUAUUUCCCAGGUAUGUUAUUUCACCUUUAGUCCAUGAAGAGACCCCUGGGUUUGGACAAUACAAAGGAAAUUCUUUACUGAGGUGUGAUUUAUUGUUUAUAUCGCAUUGUGUGGAAUUUCUUCCUGGGUUAGAGAAUUGUUUUGUGCCAGUUUACUAAUUAGGAAACAAUUCUAUACAGGUGCCCUAUUGACAUGGUUAUGUAUAUCUGUGGCAAUAUUGCACAUACAUU
This is a messenger RNA of Mesocricetus auratus (golden hamster), 1655 nucleotides long. RefSeq names its product UDP-glucuronosyltransferase 1A7-like. NCBI's taxonomy places the organism in Eukaryota, Metazoa, Chordata, Mammalia, Rodentia, Cricetidae. The transcript has a single exon. Bases 581 to 1462 code for a protein of 293 amino acids. Gene Ontology annotation, molecular function: UDP-glycosyltransferase activity. The record is from RefSeq and is a predicted model, not a curated record.